AUGUCCGACGGCUGGGGCGACAGGUACCAGCAGCGCUUCGGAGCGGAUCCCGUGGAACCUGGUGCGGAUCCCGUCUUCCCUGGUGCGGAUCCCGUCGACCCUGGUGCGGAUCCCGUGCACGACCCUGGUGCGGAUCCCGUCCACGACCCUGGUGCGGAUCCCGUCGGCGCGAUCAUCCCUGCGUGCCAUGCGCUGCUCCCCGUUCACGCAGACGUCGUUGUCGACCACCAGAUGUUCGGAGCAUUGUUCGAUGCGGCGGUUUCCGCAGACUUCCAGUCGGACGAAUUGUGCGCCCGAGCGGAACGGAUACUUUCUCAGCAGGGGGUCUCGAGCACCAAGGCCAUGCUGCAUGGCAUCAACUUGUCGCACCACUCACACGCAUGGACAGUGAAGGAACGCCUCGCAGAGCUUACUCUCAUGAUGGACAGGUGGCUCAGAGGCCAACUCGAGAUGAAGCUCACCACUAUCCCAGACGUUAACCUGGUGAUGUACGCGAUGUUCGAGGCCUACGACGAGACGCCGUUGAAGACUGGAGCCGUGCAAAGUGAGGAUGCAGUGCUGCUACCGCUGCACAGCUACAUGGAGUCGAUCGAGGACGUAGGCGGAGCGGGUGGAGACGGCGACGGCAUCGACGGUUAUGGCCAGAUCAGGGCUUCCAGGCCCCACAUCCGCGUGAAGGACACGCAGGUUUCCAAGAUAUUCCAGGUCACGCGAUGGGCAUCAAUGUUGAUCAGAAUCGGUCCGACAUAUUAUCUGUUCAGGGUGAAGACGCUGAACUCGCUAUCGAACCUUGAGAGCACCACCUCGAACGUCAUCAACAAAGCGCUUGGCUCCGUCGAGCACCUGAGUAUGGCCCCAACCAAGUUCAAGCACAAGAUCAGGGUUGCCAUGUCGGACGCCGCAUCCUCCAACAUCCGAGUCUCGACGUGCAACAAGCGUUCUUGCCAGAUCGUCGACUUGUUCUUCACUUUCGGCAUUCGUUUUUCUCUGAGCCUGCAAGCCGCUGGUGCCAUGGCGCAGUUCAGGCAGGCCAUCGUUGAAGUGUUGAUUGAUCACGCCGAUGUCCGACGGGGCGCGUCUUCGCAAGAGGCAGCGGCAUAUCGGAAAGCAGUGGUUCAGAGCUACCUUGGAAAGGGUAAGGGGGCGCGGGCGCGAUGGGCGACGCUCGAGUGCACUCUCAGGGGAGAUUGGCAGAACCAUAACCACAUCGAGAUCUAUGUGGGCUGGGACGAAACCAACUCAGUCCAACACGUCAUCGAGAAGCUGUCCUGGGAUAUCUUGUUCGCUAUUGCCCCCAGAGCCCUUCGAGUGUUCAACAGGAAAAGCUGGACUGGCUUGUCAGAGGCGCUCGCGGACAUUUGCUUCCUAGACGCAGUGCACGGCAUCUGUUCGAAGGCGCACAUCAAAUGGGUUACCAACAGGGGCGAGUUGACACCAGACAUGGCCAGGAGGUUAUCAGCGAGGAGUUGCGCGGCUUACAUGGGGCCUGGCAGCACCGCGCACCAGAAGCAUCUGAUCACUCAGAACGACGCGGUUGGUGCGACGACGGACAAGCAGGGCGAGAACGACGUGGCCGCAGUUCGGACACAGAACAAGGCGUACAGGCUCGCUGGCGUCAGCUUGAUUGCGGACGGCCACUUGUUCGCGUACCCGAUCCUGCACGUUGCCGUCGCGAAGUUGCAGGCGCUCCUCGGGCGAUACAUGGAGCAGAGCGGCAUCAGGUGGGAAUUAAACCAGCGCAUGGGAACCAUUGCCGACGGCGGGGCCGCUACGUUCGAGUUCGACCCGAGGCGCCCCCUGCGCCGACAGUGCGCCCUGACGAAUGCAGCCCAGAACUACUUCGAGACAAUGUUCAUUGCGGAGUCGGACGUCGCCAUGAAUGCGAUGGAUGACUGGCGCGCUUUGCACCCCAGAUCGUACACCACCUACUUCGGAGCGCUGGCAUUCAGGCUCAUUCUUCGGUCCAAG
This is a messenger RNA of Prorocentrum cordatum, 1968 nucleotides long. NCBI's taxonomy places the organism in Eukaryota, Dinophyceae, Prorocentrales, Prorocentraceae. The record is from the annotation of a GenBank genome assembly.